AUGGAGACUGCGAGGUUGGUGGAGCAGGGAAGAGAUCACAAGGUCGUUUCGCGUGUUGGGCACGCUAGCAAGGUUGGGUAUCAUGUGAACAAGGCCAUAAAGAAGAGAAAAUGCGGCAAGAAGAUGAAGCAUUCGGUGCCAUCAACGGUUCCAAUUGCACUGCAACAGCUCUUUGUUUCGUGUAGACAAGUUUUCAAAGGCCCUGGAACUGUUCCUUCGCCUCAUGAUGUACACAACUUGUGUAGCAUUCUCGAUAAUAUGAGACCAGAAGAUGUUGGGCUUAGUAGGGAUCUGCAGUUCUUCAAGCCUAAAACUGUGGUCCAAGGGACUCCUAGGGUCACAUAUACAACAAUAUACGAGUGCAGUAAUUUUUCGUUGUGCUGCCUUUUUAUUCCAGCAACUGGUGUUAUCCCACUCCAUAACCAUCCAGAAAUGACUGUUUUCAGUAAGCUUCUAUUAGGGAAGAUGCAUAUUAAAUCAUAUGAUUGGGUUGAUCCUGUCAAUUCAGAUGGCUCCACACCAGCCCCUCAAUUCAGACUGGCAAAGUUGAAAGCUGAUAGCGUCUUCACAUCCCCUUGCAAUACAUCAGUACUAUAUCCAACAGAAGGUGGCAACAUCCAUGCCUUCACAGCCAUUACCCCAUGUGCUGUGCUGGAUGUGCUUGGACCUCCUUACUCUAAAGAAGAUGACCGCGACUGCUCAUAUUACAAAGAUCAUCCCUAUGCUGCUUAUUCAAAUGGAGAGGCAGCAGUAACUGAAGGGAAUGGUGAUUGUUAUGGGUGGUUGGAAGAGAUUGAAAUGCCUGAGAACUCAGAAAUGGAUAAAAUUCCAUACUUAGGUCCACAAGUUACUGAGACGAGUAGCUAG
Molecule: messenger RNA, 867 nt
Organism: Prunus armeniaca (apricot)
Lineage: Eukaryota; Viridiplantae; Streptophyta; Magnoliopsida; Rosales; Rosaceae
Source: the annotation of a GenBank genome assembly